Apodemus sylvaticus (European woodmouse) is the source of this 4924-nucleotide messenger RNA. RefSeq names its product dihydropyrimidinase like 5 (gene Dpysl5). Gene Ontology annotation, cellular component: cytosol; cytoplasm. The record is from RefSeq and is a predicted model, not a curated record. Gene Ontology annotation, molecular function: hydrolase activity, acting on carbon-nitrogen (but not peptide) bonds, in cyclic amides. The transcript has 13 exons. The coding region runs from base 135 to 1829 and encodes 564 amino acids. NCBI's taxonomy places the organism in Eukaryota, Metazoa, Chordata, Mammalia, Rodentia, Muridae.
CCAGGCGCGCAAGGCGGCCACCGAGUGAGCGCGCUCGCAGCCGCUCCCGCCCCGUGCAUCCGCAGCUACCGCGCCGCGGCGAGACCCAGAGACGACAGACGGACCCACACAAUCGCAGCAUCCUGGAGGAGAACAUGCUUGCCAAUUCAGCCAGCGUGCGGAUUCUCAUCAAGGGAGGCAAGGUGGUAAAUGAUGACUGUACCCACGAGGCGGAUGUCUACAUUGAGAACGGCAUCAUCCAGCAGGUGGGCCGUGAGCUCAUGAUCCCUGGUGGGGCCAAGGUGAUUGAUGCCACCGGGAAACUGGUGAUCCCUGGAGGGAUUGACACCAGCACCCACUUCCACCAGACCUUCAUGAAUGCCACGUGUGUGGACGACUUCUACCAUGGGACCAAGGCGGCCCUCGUCGGAGGCACCACCAUGAUCAUUGGUCAUGUCCUGCCGGACAAGGAGACCUCCCUCGUGGAAGCCUAUGAGAAGUGCAGGGCUCUAGCUGACCCCAAGGUCUGCUGUGACUAUGCCCUCCAUGUGGGAAUCACCUGGUGGGCACCCAAGGUGAAAGCAGAAAUGGAGACAUUGGUGCGGGAGAAAGGCGUCAACUCCUUCCAGAUGUUCAUGACCUACAAGGAUUUGUACAUGCUUCGAGACAGUGAGCUGUACCAAGUGUUUCAUGCCUGCAGGGAUUUUGGGGCGAUCCCCAGGGUCCACGCUGAAAAUGGGGAGCUCGUGGCUGAGGGUGCUAAGGAGGCUCUAGAUUUGGGUAUCACAGGCCCAGAGGGAAUCGAGAUCAGCCAUCCAGAGGAGCUGGAAGCGGAAGCCACUCACCGUGUCAUCACCAUUGCAAACCGGACUCACUGCCCCAUCUACCUGGUCAAUGUGUCUAGUAUCUCAGCUGGUGAUGUCAUUGCAGCUGCUAAGAUGCAAGGGAAGGUGGUGCUGGCCGAGACCACCAACGCGCACGCCACGCUCACGGGCUUGCACUACUACCACCAGGACUGGUCCCAUGCAGCCGCCUAUGUCACGGUGCCGCCUCUGAGACUGGACACCAACACUUCCACCUACCUCAUGAGCCUGCUGGCCAAUGACACGCUGAACAUCGUGGCAUCCGAUCACCGGCCAUUCACCACAAAGCAGAAAGCCAUGGGCAAGGAGGACUUCACUAAGAUCCCGCACGGUGUGAGCGGUGUGCAGGACCGCAUGAGCGUCGUCUGGGAGAGGGGAGUGGUUGGAGGAAAAAUGGAUGAGAACCGUUUCGUAGCCGUCACCAGUUCUAAUGCAGCCAAGAUUCUCAACCUGUAUCCUCGCAAGGGCCGCAUCAUCCCCGGAGCCGACGCUGAUGUGGUGGUGUGGGACCCGGAAGCCACAAAGACCAUCUCAGCCAGCACCCAGGUGCAGGGCGGAGACUUCAAUCUGUAUGAGAACAUGCGCUGCCACGGUGUACCCCUGGUCACCAUCAGCCGGGGACGCGUUGUGUACGAGAAUGGCGUCUUCAUGUGUGCAGAGGGCACUGGCAAGUUCUGUCCCCUGCGGUCUUUCCCGGACAUUGUCUAUAAGAAGCUGGUCCAGAGAGAGAAGACCUUAAAGGUGAGGGGAGUGGACCGCACUCCCUACUUAGGGGAUGUCGCCAUUGUUGUCCACCCUGGGAAAAAAGAGAUGGGAACACCACUGGCAGACACGCCCACACGGCCAGUCACCCGGCACGGGGGCAUGCGGGACCUUCAUGAAUCCAGUUUCAGCCUCUCUGGUUCUCAGAUUGACGACCACGUUCCAAAGCGGGCCUCAGCUCGGAUCCUUGCGCCCCCUGGAGGCAGGUCUAGCGGUAUUUGGUAAAAGGCUCUGACCAGCGCCCCCAACAAGUGAGGCUGCUCUACCACCACCUGCCUGCACCUUCCGGCCACAGCUGCAGUGGGUGGGGGAGGUUGGGCAGGACAGCGCACCACCAGUGGGGGCUCCAGGAACCAGGGAGCCCUCCCCUUGUCUGAACGUGAUUCACGGGGCUUUGAUCCACCCCUAACAAGGCACUUUGAGCUGUCCCCCCGCCCUGUUCCUUCCUUCCUUGGCCCUGGGGUUUCUCUGGACCCCAGAAGCCCAUACUAUGCACAGCACCCAAUGCAUAGCACCUGGCCCCACCCCAUCCUCUCACCGUGACCUCCCCGCGCUGGCUCUGGGAAGGCCCGGACUUUAGUGCUCUGCCCUGCUGCCCACCCAGACAGGUGUCCAGAGCACUUUAGCAGAUGUGUUUUAUAAGUAAGGGCCUUCCCCUUCACCCCUUAGGCCCCAUGGUGACAUUUUCCCAAGUCAGACAGGUGUCAACUCCCCAGCCAUGCCCAAGGUGUCCCACUCACCCCAGCUGUACCUGCGAGGGUACAGUCAGGACACCCCGAGUGUGGCUGUGCUUGGGACACCCUGUGCCCUUAGCUAGCCUCUUUCGUUCCCUACCCAUGCCCUCUGGGAGUCCCAAGCCCCAGAAGGGUAGCUGGGUGGGCAUGCGGCUGGUGCCAGGCGCGUGUAAAUGGUUUUGUUUUGCACGUUUGGUUUGCGCAGUGGUUUGGUUUGACUUGUUCGUGCACCCUGUGGAAAAUAACGGUGCUUCGUGUCACUAGCAUAGCAUAGAAUCGGGAAUAGAUUUGGUUUGUAGGAGAUGCUGCACUCACCACCAACCAGACAGUACGGGGCAGAGGCAGGGGCAGGCUGGCCCCCUGGCCCCUUCCUCCCAACCCAGGGUCCUUUUGCUUCCGGAAGCCCUGUACCAUGAUUCCCUUAUCCCACCCCUCCUACCACCCCUCCUACUUCCCCACAUUUAAAUGAUCCUGGAUGUUGACCUUGGAAACCUUCAGGCCGCAUAUCUGCUCCUGGUCACUCCCAGCUGUAACCCCAUAUCCACACCCUCAUACCCAACACAGCUUCCUAUAACUUGCCCCUGCAGGGCAAGGCCUAGCUACUCCUCCUGUGUGACUAGUAAGAGGCCUCAUACCUGCUGAGAAAGGGGGAGUAGGAGAAGGUUGCCUAGCCAGCCUCCAGGGAAGGGACUUCAACCCACAAGGCUUAGCUGGAGAAUCCACCCCACUGCACAAGUGCUGUGUCUGGGAUCCUCAGACUAAGCUCUUGUUGGCUACUGGUUGGCCCCACCCCGUCUCAGAAGCUCCUUGGAGGUCCUCGUAGGCGGCUACCCAGUCUGGGAAGCGGCUCAGCUGUCUGCCUUUGGUAAGCCUCAUCCCUGCCCCUCUUCGGCAAGUGAUCUCACUUUUGUUUGAGCUCCACACGCGUGUCAGAGGCCCCAGAGAGUGUCAGUCACCCCUGCACGCGUUUGUCUUACUUUGGGCACAUCAAAGUACGCCCGUGUGUACUCUCACUAGGUCGGCUUGACAGGUAAACUUGACAGGAGCUUCUGAGACAAGGCGGGGCUCGCCACUCUCCCCCAUUUCACAAAUUAAAAACUGAGGCCCCAAGGGUUUAGGCCCCAGAAGUGUCCAUGACUGCACCUAUGGCCUUGGCUAUCUAACUUAGAGGUGGGAAACAGUUGUGGAUUGAUGUCGGGCCCACUAGGAGUUUAACCAGAUAGAACGCUUUCUUCCUGAGGGCGAGUCUGCCUUGCUUUGCACAAGCCGGUUUUAUCUUUGUCAUGAACUAACUAAUGUAUCCUCUUGGUUUGAGCCUGGACUAGAAAAGUGUUAGGAACUUGCGUACGGUUUUAGUUGAACCCAGUGUCCUCACUUAGGAGCUGAAGGGACAGAUAAGCCAGAGGACUGAGGUAGCCCCAGGAACAGUAGGUAAUGACCCUAGAGAAGCCUUCACAGGUAACGAACAGUGACGCUGACCCCUGGUGCAGUGUCUGUCUCUCUCUUUCUCUCCCACCCUCCCUCUCCUUCCUUCUCUUCCUCUUCUUCUUCCUCCCCUCCUCAUCUUCUCUCUUUUUAUUCUUCUUGAGGCAAAGUCUUGUCUAGGUAGCCUAGCCUUGAAUUUACAGAAAUCCUGCCUUUGUUUUCCCAAGUACUGGAAUUACACACAUAAGCCACCACACGUCAUCUUUGUCUAUUUCUGCUCUUGCUGGGUCAUGGGCCUUGGGCAGAUGCCAAAGAUCCGAAGGGUGGUAGGGCCCACUGGGCAGGCCACCUGCUUUACCAGGUGCCUGGACCAGGUGCCUUUACCAUGGGCCAGGAGCGCUUUACCCUCUCUGAGCACCUCCACCUGAGAAGUGUGUUGUCUGAAGUGGUGGCACGUUCACGGGGCCACUGUGGGCCUUCUACUUGAUCCUCCCUGCCCUUUGAGACCCUAGCCCACCCUUCAUAGACUGUGUGCUCACCCAGGAGCUUCUAACCAGGAGGCUUAAAGAGCCAAACAAACCAUCAUCCCCCGGUGUCCACUCCCUGCCCCAUAUAGAGCUCCAGCCAGCCCAUCACAGGUCCGGUGGCUGCUGGCUGGAGCGAAGGGGUCUCUGGUUGCACCGAAUGCAGCUCUCAAACUGGUCUUGUACUUGCUGAAUAAACACUGUUGUUCUUGCCUUAGCUGCUCUCUAGGUUUGUGGGGUUAACUUAACAGAAAAUUGUGCUACUGUGUGUAUGUGUGUGUGCGCGAGUGUGUGCGAGUGUGUGUGUGUAGUGCUAGGAGUCCACAAUAGGUCACUUGUCAAGCCAAUGCCGCAUUGAGGGCAUCUCUUAUAUUGACCCAAGAACCACGGAACCACACGGAAGCCAAACCCUUCCAGCUUCUGAGGUGGCAGACACAGCCUGGGGUCAGAAAGGAGCUGUCAGGAGCCCAGCACCCAAGUGACUUCCUCACUCCUCUGUAAAUGUCAUGGUGCUAAGCUUGUAUCAAUCCCGAGAUGGCACAUGGCCCUGUGCUUUGGCCACUGUUUGAGGCAAAACAAAACAGCCCAACACGUUGUGUUCUGGUGCAGGUUUGUAUUAAACUGUAGCUACUUCUCA